Messenger RNA from Triticum aestivum (bread wheat), 1339 nucleotides. RefSeq lists its product as uncharacterized. The record is from RefSeq and is a predicted model, not a curated record. The transcript is spliced from 4 exons. Gene Ontology annotation, cellular component: PML body; cytoplasm. Gene Ontology annotation, molecular function: single-stranded DNA binding; 5'-tyrosyl-DNA phosphodiesterase activity. NCBI's taxonomy places the organism in Eukaryota, Viridiplantae, Streptophyta, Magnoliopsida, Poales, Poaceae. Bases 525 to 965 code for a protein of 146 amino acids. Gene Ontology annotation, biological process: double-strand break repair.
AGUUGGAUUAGAUCCCGCCCCAGACAAGCAACGCGAAGAGUAAUGGAAGCAGCUGCAUCAGUGCGUACCUAUGGCCGGCCGCCGGAUUGAUGUUGCAGCCGAGCGCCGGCGCCAUCGAAUCGCCGCCCUGCGGCCCAUCCAUCUAGCUAUAAGUCAAAGAGCAAGAGAAGAGAGAGUCAGAUGUGUUCACGGGCUUGCAGCAGGGGAGGGGGCGGCGGUGGAAGACAAAGCUACACUGAGCCAUAGAUGGAGCAGUAGUGCAGUACCCACGUGACCACAGCGACCGUAAUAGCCUGCUACCACAGUGACAGUUUCAACAAAACUGGCUUACUUGUCGGGCAUCUCGAGAUACAGUGAAAAGAUUCUACCGCUGGGAUAACGCGGCCCCCGCGCAGAUGCUCUAAAAAUCCGCAUCCCAGUGGCACCGGCACCGCGCCCUAUGGACACACUCCAACCCUCAGAACUCCGGGGCCUGCGACGCUGGCCUAGCCGCUGCUCCAGGCGCAUCAUCCCUCCCGUUGCGCAUGAGAAGGGGUCGCGCGGUGUCGACCGACGUCGCCCAGGUGUCUGCCGACAAGGGCGUGGGCGCCAACGGGGCACACCAGGCGGCCGCCAAGGAAGGAGAUGGAGAUCCUGAGACAAGUUUGUGUAGCAAGGCCAUUAAAAUCAUGACGUACAAUGUGUGUUUCGGGAAGGAUUAUGAACUGCACAGCAGGAUUCUUGCUCUUGGAAAUAUUAUUCAGCACCACAGCCCAGAUCUUAUAUGCCUCCAGGAGGUUACACCAGAGAUACAAGGGCUUCUGGAAAAAUCCGCCUGGUGGCCAGAAUACAAAUGCUUCAUGUCACGUGAGAUGGAAUAUUACAUGAAGGAGAAGGAGGACAUCGCCCGUUCCAAUAUGGGGAAAACAUUGUCGAAACGAAAAAAAUAUAUGGAGAGAUCAUAUUUCUGCAUGCAGGUACUAUGAAUUAGGUGGAUGAGGAAUGGAUGCUCUGUGCUCCACCCCAUUGCCACGGAUUGUCCCCAAUUUUCUGAAACUUUGAAAGAGGAGGCAUUGGGUGGCAAGAUAAAAGAUGCUUAUACCUUGCUAAUUGUCGCGGAACCUAUGGUAGGUCUGAGUAACUCUUACUUUCUUACCUCUCAUGUGAAAAGAGAGACCAUGUUAAAAUUGCUCAUACAUGCUCGAGCUCCUUUUAUUUCUUCAGAAAAUGUUACCUCCUUUUAGUUCUCCAGAAAAGGUGCUAAUGGCGUAGCUCUCACUCCACUACCGACCGUUUCAGAUAUCCCACGAUUCGAGAUAGGCGCCUACAAAGUCAAAAUAGAACCCCGAAAAGGGUUGGC